AGCAGACAAUGAUGAAAUAAAUUCUGUUAGUGUGUGACUAUUCAUCGGUGAAAAAGAAAUUGUAAACUUAGAAUUUUGCACUUCUGGUAACAAUCCUUGAUCAAAUGUACCGGAGUAUACUACUAAAACUUUAAUUUCCCAACAAAAUUACAGUAUAUGGUGUUAAGAAAAAUUUUACUUUACCAUAAUUCUAAAGUAGUUCGUCCUUUGAGUCGCACAAUUGGCAGCAGUUUAGCGAACACGUAAUUGUACUUCCUACCCUGUGCAAAUGACGGUUGUUUUGUGCAGCGAUCACCAGAAUGCACAACCUAACCUAACCUCUUAUGUCCGAUAUAAAUCCAAAAUACGUGACCAGUGUUUGUAUAUUUACGGAUAAAAAUUAUCAUUCGGUCUAAGAAUCGAACAACGGUAACUUAUAUUGUUGAAGAAUGAAGAGUUAUCUGAUAUUCUUGGGUUCAGUUUGUUUGUCACUGUCACUUGGUGCCAAUGUCAAUGACGGUACGAAGAGAAAAUUACAAAUUGGCAUAAAAAAACGAGUGGACAAAUGUAAAGUCAAAUCGAAAAAGGGGGAUACUUUGUACGUGCAUUAUGUGGGAACAUUGGAAGAUGGUACAGAAAUUGACAGUAGUUAUAUUUAUGGUGAACCCUUGCCGGUGACUUUAGGCUAUCGUCAAGUCAUCAAAGGAUGGGAACAAGGUCUCAUGGGAAUGUGUGAAGGAGAAAAGAGAAAACUUGUAAUACCACCAGAUCUGGCUUAUGGAACACCUGGCGCAUUACCAAAAGUACCUCCAAAUGCAACUGUUAUAUUUAUAAUAGAACUCAUAAAACUUGUGCCAAAAGAAGAACUGGAAGAAGUUGAUGACGUUGUUAUUCGAGACGAACUUUAAUGCUUCUUACUAAUUGGUCAAAAUAUUUUUAUCUGAUAUCGAAUAAAUUUAUAUUUCGUUGA
Neodiprion virginianus is the source of this 949-nucleotide messenger RNA. Its product is annotated as peptidyl-prolyl cis-trans isomerase FKBP2. Gene Ontology annotation, biological process: protein peptidyl-prolyl isomerization. The record is from RefSeq and is a predicted model, not a curated record. Lineage: Eukaryota; Metazoa; Arthropoda; Insecta; Hymenoptera; Diprionidae. The coding region runs from base 429 to 887 and encodes 152 amino acids. The transcript has 3 exons. Gene Ontology annotation, molecular function: peptidyl-prolyl cis-trans isomerase activity.